AUGUCAACGGUGUCCGCCGGCGGUCGCCGUGGUCCGCCGAAGGACUUCCGCGGGCCACCCAGAGCAGUGGCCAGCGAGGGAGUGAAAAUGAGCUUGCCUCCUGAAGAAUACGGCGAAAACACAACUGUACUGACGGGGUUAACCAGUGAACACUCCUACAGUGGCGACGAUCGGCCCGUUUAUGAGCCCCCUAUGGGACGUGUUGUCAGUCGAAGAUGCUCACGGAUGUUGUGGUUGAGUGCAGCCGGUUUGAUUUCAUUGCUAGCUCUUGUCUCAGCUCCAUUGAUGUGUUCAUUACCGAUAGCCAUGAACUAUGUAGGAUAUCAUUACCCUCAGAUUACUUGUGAAGUCGAUUGUCAAGGGUAUUUGUUGUUAGUAGCGAUUAAAUCCCUAUUACUUAUUGUUGCUUUAUGGGCACUUUACUGGCGACGGGCUGCCGCCGACCUACCACGUUUGAUGCUGAUGGAAGAGAAAGCACUAGCCAUCCGAUUUCAGGUGACGUAUGCUCUUUCACUACUAGAUGCUUUACUUUAUACGCAUUAUAUCUCAGUAAUUGUCUUGGAACUGCGACGUCUGCGUCAAGAAUAUAUUGUAACUAUUGUUCGAGAUCCUGAUGGAGAAUCGAAAACGAUGUCAAUCGGUAUGAUGUCUCUGCAAGAGGCGGCCAUUCAAGUUCUACGCUUUCACGAGACCCAUUUUCCAUCUUAUAACGUAUUCCUUGACAGGGCACGUCAAUCAAGUCACCGUCUACGAAACACUUCACAACCUCCAGGAUUUAAAAUGUAUGAUAUUGAAGGGAUAGGGGGUGGAACGACGGAAAUCAGCCAGAGUAAUUUACGCGCUCUAAUGGAGGCAACCUCCAGGCGGCGCAAUACCAACCACAACGAUAUUCUUCAGGAGGAAUGCGAAUGGGAAAGGAGGAUAAAGAAAAGGAAGUAUCGCCUAAUUGCUUCAGCAGAAGAGGCAUUCGCUCAAGUACAAAGUAUCGUCGAUAACCAGGCUGGGAAUAAGAAUUUCUGUGAUGCCAUGGAUUCAACGACGGCGGCUCAAGGUGUUUUCGCAUGCAUAAUGCGUCCAUUGAACAAGUAUCUGAGACAGACCAGACAACAACCUCGGCAUCCAGCUGAAGCAGUAACGCAUCACAUCGAAAGGUGCUUGAGCAUGCGAAUGAACUACAGGACGUUUUUGCAGCGAUUCUUCAGCGACCGAUUUCCUGCAAAAGAUAUUGUCACCGAGUCGAAGUGGUCUAUCAUUUCUGAUGAACAAGCGUCAAUUUCGAUUCAGCAUGGUACUACUUUUCUGCUUCGAUCUCACAAUAAGGAUGACGAUGCAGGCGUACAGCUCUUAUGCACGAUAAGUUCUUUACCAUUCUUCAAUCUCACUGAACAACAACGAUCCCCAAAUCACAAAUUUGCUCUCAAAAUCAGGAAUGAAUCAUCAGUGUAG
This is a messenger RNA of Ostertagia ostertagi, 1446 nucleotides long. The record is from the annotation of a GenBank genome assembly. NCBI's taxonomy places the organism in Eukaryota, Metazoa, Nematoda, Chromadorea, Rhabditida, Trichostrongylidae.